Messenger RNA from Tetrahymena thermophila SB210, 312 nucleotides. RefSeq lists its product as hypothetical. The record is from RefSeq and is a predicted model, not a curated record. NCBI's taxonomy places the organism in Eukaryota, Ciliophora, Oligohymenophorea, Hymenostomatida, Tetrahymenidae. The transcript is spliced from 3 exons.
AUGUUAGUUAGUUAGUUAGUUAAUUUCUUUGUUAGAGACUCGGCUAAAAAAACAAAAAAAACAAACAAACACUCUUUCAAAUCAAAGAAAAAGUACCCGCACUAAAUAAUAAAUUCUCGCGCACUUCUGAAGUUGGAGUAAGAGAACAAAAAGUUAAUAUAGAGCUAAUUAUUUUCAACCAGAGUAAUUAUAAUUUUCAAGCACAACUAUAGACACGCAAUUAUCUUUUGUUAAUUUAUCAGAAAAAAAACUCAUAAAAAUUCUUUCAAACUGUCUCUCUCAAAUUAAAUUGAUUAAUUUAUUGAAAUUUGA